UAUGCCGCCUGCCAUUACUGGAAAUGUGAUUAUGAGCUCAGAUUUCAUAUUUAUUAUGUCUCUCUCUCUCUGUCUCCUUCCUCCACAUCCUCCUUUUAUUUUCACAUUCAUCUACAUUUUCUGCUGCUUCUUCUCCAUUCUUCUUCUCAUGACAACACUUUCUCCCCCCCCUCACAGGAAGGUAAUCAGGUAACAGGCUAUCUCCUGUUCUCUCUGGGCACCGCUGUCAUCGGCUCUCUGCAGUUCGGUUACAACACAGGAGUCAUCAAUGCGCCAGAGCAGAAACUACGAUCUUUCUUCAACGCUACCUGGGUUGAGCGUUAUGGCCAGGAAAUCAGCCCGGGGGUGUGUACCAUCGUCUGGAGCGUCGCCGUCUCCAUCUUUAGCGUUGGCGGCAUGGUUGGCUCCUUCAGCGUGGGAGUCAUGGCAAACCGAUUUGGCAGGCGUCGCUCCAUGUUCCUGGUCAACUGUCUGGCGGUGAUCGGCGGCCUCCUCAUGGGCUUCUCCACCAUCUGCUCCUCCUAUGAGAUGGUGAUCGCCGGUCGCCUGGUCAUCGGCCUGUUCUGCGGUCUCUUUACCGGCCUGACUCCCAUGUACGUGGGCGAGGUGUCGCCCACUCCCCUCCGAGGAGCCUUUGGCACUCUUCACCAGCUCGGUGUGGUGGUCGGCAUCCUGAUCGCUCAGAUCUUUGGUUUGGAGGCUCUGCUGGGCUCAGACAAGCUGUGGCCCCUGCUGCUGUCCCUCACUGUGGCCCCUGCUGUGCUGCAGUGCAUCCUGCUGCCCUUCUGUCCUGAGAGCCCUCGCUUCCUGCUCAUCAACCUCAAACAGGAGGAGCAGGCACGCAAAGCACUGGUGCGCCUGCGUGGCAGUGAGGAUGUGAGUAAAGACCUGCAGGAGAUGAAGGAGGAGAGCGCCAAGAUGGCCAUGGAGAAGAAGGUGACCAUCCCCGAGCUUUUCCGCUCGGCGGCGUAUCAACAGCCCCUCCUCAUCGCCGUCAUGCUGCAGCUCUCCCAGCAGCUGUCAGGGAUCAACGCUGUGUUCUACUACUCGACAGGAAUCUUUGAGUCAGCUGGUGUGAAAAAACCUAUCUACGCCACCAUCGGAGCCGGCAUCGUCAACACCAUCUUCACUGUUGUUUCUCUCUUCCUGGUGGAGAAGGCAGGACGAAGGACUCUGCACCUCCUGGGAUUGGGUGGAAUGGCGAUCAGCGCUGUACUUAUGACCGUGUCCCUCCUUCUGAAGGACAUUCCUGCUAUGAGCUACAUGGCUAUCGUGGCUGUCAUGCUAUUUGUGGCUAUGUUUGAGCUGGGCCCGGGUCCAAUCCCAUGGUUCAUUGUGGCAGAGUUGUUCUCCCAGGGGCCCCGCCCGGCGGCCAUGGCUGUGGCUGGCUGCUGCAAUUGGACGGCCAACUUCCUGGUUGGAAUGAGCUUCCCCAAACUAGAGGAGGUAUGCGGGCCUUGGGUCUUCCUCAUUUUCACCACCUUCCUCCUCCUGUUUUUCAUCUUCACUUUCCUUAAAGUCCCGGAGACGAGGGGCAAGACCUUCGACGAGAUCGCCCGCAGCUUCGGCAGUGCCCCGCCUGCCGCCUCCUCGCCUGUUGAGGAGGCUCCUGCCAGCGCCAGCACUGCUGUGAAAGCCUCACCGGUAAAGGAGAAGGUCCCGCUGGUGGAGGCGGCGGCGGCAGCAGCAGCUCCGCCCUCCGCAUCUGAAAGCACGCCCCUUGAAGAUAAAUCAAACUCCACAGUACAGGAGAGUGUGUAGAGCAGCUGUAUGUACACUUUUAAUGGGUGAAGGGGGUUAUAAAUGAAGGAAGAAUCACUGAGAUUUCAAAAAUGCUGUAAAUUGUAGUUAAUAAUCACAUCUUGGAACAAUAGGAAUUAUAUAAUUUUAUAAUAGACCUACUGAGAACAACAGCGUUAUCAAUUUAUAGGCUUUGACCUUUAAAAGGUCAUGCUUUCUGCUUUCAUGGUAACUCCUCCUUAUUUUUCUGUGACAUUUCCUACAGUUCCUUCUUUAUAUCCUCCUUUCCUAAACUGUAAAAGGGAAGCAGUCAAUGUACAAUACCACAGAUUCAAUCUACUGUGCAUUCCUAGGAAUCAAGCUACACUCGUUAAAAGGGUGAGUCUUUUUCAAGACAGCUGUGUAUCUAGUCAGGAUGACACUUUUCCAACACGGCAAACACAUGUUGCGUUCAUGGAAAUUGUUACUAACAGGUGAAGAUCCAGGUAAUAUCCAUCACUGCAGACUAGAAGCAGAGCGUGUUGACAAUGGCACAGCCUUUGUGCAGGUGUAUCCAAACCUAUUAGAGAGUUCAGGUCCAUGUAGUGAGAGGGAGGUGACACGGAUAGCGAUGAUGCACAUUUGUUAUAAAGUCACGUAUUCCUGUUAUAGUGGAUAUCUUAGUGCAAUAUAACUUUGUAACUGUAGUUAGUGAUGUCUAAUUAUGUUCUAUCCAUUAAUUCCUGUCAUGUUUUCGGAAGUGUUCUCAUGUCACAGGUCCAAGAAGGGAUUUUUAAGAUUGAAGCUCCGCCUUCAGCUGUUGAAUUCGAGCUGACAAACCAGAGAGCUUUUUAGCAAUGCCAAAGUACUGAACUUUAACUGCCACCGGGUGAACACGUGACCUCAAACAAGUGUGUUUCUUCUGAUUGUUAAAUUCAGGGUGGGAAAUUAGCGGCAGCCACAGGUCACGCUGAGUUUAAUCAUUCUAAAGGGGUGGUUAAAGCUGUGAUCCACAAGUUUAUUAAACCACCCUCAGUGCUAACCACUCAUUUUGUGGUCUUGGUCAGUUCUACAUUUAGUCCAAACAAACAAAAUUUCCUGUUUACCAGACAAUUUUGUUUAAAAAAAAAACUGCUCAUGAACUCAUUAUUGGUUGAAUCUUUCUGCUGAUAUAUUGACAGGCAGAAUCAUUUGGUGUUAAAUCUUGUGGAUUAUUGCUUUACUGCAGGGUCUUUUGUAUUGGAAAACUAUAGCUGAUAUAACGAUAACUGUGGCUCACGAAGGUUAGGACUUGCUAUUGAAUGUGGCUCGUGGAAAAAAACAUGUUGGCUGAAUUGUUUUACACAUGUAGAUCACAGUAGGGUAACGUGCAAUGUAUAUUUUUUGUUGAAGAGAAAAAUAUUUAUUACCUUAGAAAUUAAUUUUUGUAUAGAGUAUAUAAUUAUAAAACACUAAAGCAAAUUUAGAAUCAUAAUGCUUUCCAGAAAACCCCCCUGGAAUGAAGUUGAAUGAGUCUGUAGUGCGCUUUACCUGCUGUGGUGGAGGAAACCGACAUCACGUGAAGUGCCGCUCAGAGAUUUUGAAUUGAUUGAGAGUCAAACACUGUAAAUCUCAUCUGUUGCUCUCUAAUUAGAUGCACUUUGUUAACCAGUUAAGCAGCAAAGCGAAGCAUUAGAGCCGCAAUCACUGACAGCGCUUUAUUUCAAAUUAACUGAAUAAAAUGAAACACUAUAUUUACCUGAGCAAUUGCGUAUAUCGGGCCAAGCUGUUAUUAGAAUAGAUAAGAGUUAUAUAAAAUGUGCAAUCAAUAACGAGACUUCAACCGAUGGAGCUGAUAAUAAAUAGAGGCAAGGGGAAGUGCUAAUACAAUAAACAACGGGUAGACCAGCCGUCUGUUGUUUGAUUAGAAUGUCAAAUCUGGUUCAUUUAUUUUAGUUUUUUCAAUCAUUUCAUAUUUUCACAAAGGGAGAAAUGACUACUAUGACUAUUUAAUUGUGUGUGACUUCUGUGAUAAUCUGAAAAAAUGAUUUGGAUUGUGUACUGUGAGUUAAAUCAAAACGGGAAGCGUCAUCCCAUGACUGUCAGCGUGACAUUGAGUUAAAGUGGGUUCAUAAAGUUAGGAGUUGGUGCAUUUAAAGCACCUCCAGUUUUUAGAGUUGCUCUGGAUGCAAGAAUUACUACUAUUCAAAGUAAUUUAAAGAGAAAAAACUAUGGGAGGAAGACAGAGCCGAACGGAGCUUGGCAUUCUUGCUACCAACUGAAUUAGCCAGUUAGCCGAUUUAUAGAUUAGCCUAUACCUGUAAGUUAGCUAGGAAGCAUCAUGUGUGGUCUUGAAUUAAAUGACAGCUUGUUUAUUAUUUAUUUAGGAAAAGUUUUGUCUCUUUAACUUUCGUCGGUUAGCCAUCUUGUGCUCCAAUAACUGUAGUCCUCUGAUCUAACCAAUGAGAUUAUUUCGGGCCUCCAAUGCAAAACUGGCUCUUGAAAAUUGUUUAAAGAACUAAAACUACAAUCUGCCUUCAAGUAGUCCUGACAGUAGUACAUGAGACAGAUAAUCAGUGAAAAUCUCAGGUUCCUCUGGCUCCUAAUGACAUUUACAGGAAUCCACCAGACCUGAAUGAAAACAACCAAUCAGAGCGAAGAAAGAUUCUUGAUUGUCUCAUUCCUAGUUUGUCAAAUGCCGAUGUUAGGAAUCAGACUCAACAAUUAACUGUCUUCAAGCCACCAACCCUAAGUGUCUUUCUAUCGUUCUUGGCUCUGAUUGGUUGUUUUUAUUCAGGCCCGGUGGAUUCUUUAAUAUUCCAUGAGGAGCACUAGGAGGAGCCUGAGGAGCCUGAUUUUUUCACAGAUUAUCUGUAUCAUGUUCAACUUUAAGAAUAUAAUGAAAGUUUGAGCAAAUUUGACACAAGGUUAUUUUCAUAAAACUUACCUACUGCAGCUUUAAAGCCCAAACGCACUGAAUGCAACUUUUGACAUUACUAUUGAGUAACAUAUUGUUAUUAGGGUUAGGCUAACUUUUCAAUUCAGCCAAGAGUACUUGCAUAAUAAGACAUAAGACAUUUUAAAUCGUGCUGUCAUGGAUGACUGCAACCUUAAUGACCUUCCAACAUGGAGAUACCUGUUUAAAUUAUUAAUAUAUUAACAAUGUUUCAUCCAUACAUGUUGUCACUGAAAAUCAGACCGCUUCCGGUGUGUUUCUGGCUUUAUUUGUGGGGUCCAGACGCUGUUGUGACGCUUUGUCUGUUAGCCAUGUGCAGCAUUUUCCACCUUUACGAUUUAUGUAUUACAAACAUUGUAUAGUAUGUUUGGUGUAUAAGUGUGUGACACAAAGUAUAUUUUCUAUAUUCUGUGUGAAUUACUGUAGUUUAAAAAGCUGAAAUAACUUUCUCAACCGCAGCAAUUCAUGCUGCACUUUGAGAACAUAUUUAUUUAUUUAGGUAUUAUUUCUUUUUUGACUACCCUGGAAAAAUAUUUAUCUUGACAAGUAAUUCAUUUGAUUUAAACUGAAGUGGUACCUGCCUUGCUUUAAAAUACUGACUGAGUUGAAACAUGAAAUGUGUCUCUGUGCUGACAUUUUUCAGUUGUUUUGAGAGAUAUAACCCUGUAAGACUCAUUUGAUGCGAUGUUAAAUUGCUUGUUAAAAUGAGUAUUUCUUACAGCGAGAGGCUAGAUUAUGGUCGGAGUCAUGGCUUCGUUGUGUAUUGCUGUAUUUGUGGAUGAUAGUGACGUACUGUGUUUGCACUGGGGGUAGGUAUGUGCUACACUCCUCUCAUGGUUGUGUUCAGUGUUGUAUUUAACCUCUCCUGCAGGGUCUUGCUUCUACACCCACUAACUUCGAUAUGGCACUAACACUUAACUUGACCAAACCUGAGUCUAAUAUGGAUUUAAAAUGCUUUCUAUUACGUUUUGUGAUAUCACAAUCUCAAAUACCUCCAAGACUUGUGCUUGUGGCUUUCCUUUUUCUCUGAGUCCUGAGGUGAAAUGAAGGUGUUCCAGAGGUAAAAGUGAAGAAGCACAGUGAAAAUUGUGUUAAUAUGAAGUUGUAAAAGCCUAAAUGUUACUUUUGAACAGGAGGGAUUUGCACCUUAAGAAUUUCAGUUUACUGUGCAGGUUUGAGUGGUUCAAUGUGAUUUUGUAGGCAAAACUCCCCAGUUACAAGUAAAUCAGAGAUUGCAAAUGAAACUCAUACACUCACCGGCAGCCUCAAACUUGUCAUCCUAGUAGAUUAAAUAUUUCGAACAAGUCAAGACAAAUUCAAAAAAUGCCAAACUUUUUCACCAGCCAUACAAACUGAACGUAAAUUCUCCAGAGUUGGAGCAGACAGAUAAAUUCAGCGUAUCACAAAAGUAUGUGAAAGGAUUAGAAACAAAUAUGUGGACCCAGGUGCACACUGCUCCUAACCCAUCUGCACAUGUACGAACUCAAAACCAUCCACUAACUGUACAAAGAUAGGAGAGUAUAAGUAUUCAUUUGUAAAUAUGUAUUUUUUAAAAGAGUACUAUUUAUAUGUUAACUUGCACGGUCAUACGUGUGUUGAGAUGUUUUUUUCCUUUGGGGUUGCACAUGUACAUUUUUUUUAGAAGAGAGGAACAGAUUUGCUGAUUUUAGUAGAAAAGAAUUAGUCUCUUGGCACAUUUUGCUCCUCCUGUGUGUGAACAAGAGCCAAUCACCGACUAUCUCCUCUCUUUCAUCUUCAUCUCAAGUCUUUCUCAUCACUCAAUCACAGCUAUGUACUUUUAUCUGUGUGCCUCAACAGAUUACACUCAGAGCUGUUCAAAGGUUUUUGGCCGCCACUCUGUCGUCCUUUUCUGUACUUCUGAAGGUUCCCUGCUAUAAUGUCGUUGCGAUGGCAUUUUGCUGAAUAUCCAAACUACUGUAUAAUAAACCGGCUCUGAAAGGAAUCACGUCGUGUCAUCGACAUGCUUUGGCUGCUGUGGUCUUUGUUUUUCUAUUGUUUGUUGGGUCCUGACCUGUGUGUUAUAAAUGUGUAUAUAAAUGUACUGACUGUGCUGUAUGUUUGAGUGUUAUCAUGUACUGUAAGUCUGCUAUUUGUGCCUCUCUGCACCUCACACAUUCACAGACUGUUACUCAAUGUGUGUGUUUGUGAGAAAGCUUCCCUUCUGCUUCUCUGUGUAAGACGUGUCUCUCAUUCAUUCACUCAGUCACACUUAACAGGUCACUCUAUCGGGUGCCGUUGUAAUUUACACACCUCAAGUAAUAUGAAAUAGUGUACACGAGACUUUUUCCAGAAUUUAGACACUAAUAAACAACAAUUGUCUCUCUGCUUUGCUGUUUCAGAGACUCAAUCAGGUGAUAUAUACAGGAUGAUUAGGGAGUCAGCUGACACUGUUAAUGAGUUUUGGGUGAUUAACUUUGGUUUCUGUGAAGUGAUGGAAAUGAAGUAUUUAACAUUUCUCUGUGCCACCCCAGUGAUGCACCCCAACUGUUUUUGUUUGACUUGUGUUUGUACUGUACAUACCAGAUAUAAUGUUGUUAAAUAAAAUAUUCAUCAUGUAACAAGA
Molecule: messenger RNA, 7238 nt
Organism: Dicentrarchus labrax (European seabass)
Lineage: Eukaryota; Metazoa; Chordata; Actinopteri; Moronidae
Product: solute carrier family 2, facilitated glucose transporter member 1-like
Exons: 9
Biological process (GO): response to insulin; monosaccharide transmembrane transport
Cellular component (GO): basolateral plasma membrane; apical plasma membrane
Molecular function (GO): hexose transmembrane transporter activity
Source: RefSeq, a predicted model, not a curated record